GAAGAAGGGCUGCUUGGUUUUCUCCUGCCGCUUCCAUUCGUAGAAGCCGUCAGCGAGGAUGACACAGCGCUGUCCUUUCAACAGGGGAUCCUGAGAAAGCACAGCCCGUCACCAGAUGCUGAGGCCUGCCAGGAGGGAAGAUCGCAGGGUCAAACAAUAGGGCCUCGAGGUCACAGCUAUGGUCCAACAAUGCAGUCAAGCUUCACCUCCAUGUCGGCACAGUGUCCACCUGCCUUCUCUCAACCCAGAUAGACUAAAGACAGCCAAGGCCAUUGUGGGCAAGACCGUCAAGUUACAUAAGGUGUUCUCAGUGCAUGGCCCUUACCCGGUCAUCAGGGCUGCGCUGAGGGCUAGAGGCUGGGUGGAGAAGCGGCAUCACCACAUCUCCACGCGUCCCGUUAAAGACACCAGCUGUAAUGAUGACUUUGAGGGUGAAGAUGAAGGUGACCAAGGGCGGGAUCCUGACGGACUGUACGGUCUGAUGGUAAAGACGCAAAGAAAACGUACGAGGUGUGGCGCUCUGCUAAAGACUUCUCAUCUCCUCUCACAGUCCAGGCUGGUGCGGAAUGAACCGGUUGACUUCUACUGGACAAACAGGAGAGACGCCAUCAACACCAGCGUUUUGCAAAAAGAUCAGAUUAUCAACCAUUUUGCCAAAGCAGGCAGUUUCACCACCAAGGUGGGAUUGUGUGUCAACCUGAGGAGCCUCCACUGGUUUGACUCCGCCGACCCAGACACCUUUUUUCCUCGCUGUUACCGACUCGGGGCACGGGAUGAGAAGCACGCUUUCAUUGAGGACUACAGGAGGACAGCCUGCAGCAGUCUUCUGAAGUACGUUGUUGAGACGGCGCAGGACGUACACAAAAAGAGGGAAAAGGAGCCCAUUGGAGGUAUGACCCCCCUUUAUUAUGUGUGUCAGAGGACAUCUUGCUGUCAUUUCUCCAUUUCAGAACCACCUGAGAUGAUUCCGAAAAUGAUCGACACCGCUCUCAAAGUGUGCCAGGGUUUUCUGGAGAGUUUACAGCACGCUGACAUCGACACCAGCUCGGACCCGGGUCAAUCCCUUACAAAGCAGGAGUGGGAGGAGUUUAUCCGUGCCUACUAUUUGGUUGUUCAUGGCGGAGCUCAGGUUGAUGUCAGCGAGCGGUUAGUGGGCUGCUGCCGGGCCAUGCUGCACAGGCUGUCUGGGGUCAGUCCACAGCUGGACACAGACGGCAUACACAACAUCUGGAUCGUCAAGCCGGGAGCCAUGUCCAGAGGCAGAGGUAUCAAAUGUGCCAAACGUUUGGAUGAGAUCCUCAGCCUGGUGGACAGAGAUCCGGCUCUCAUCAAGGAAAGCAAAUGGGUGGUGCAGAAAUACUUGGAGCGUCCCUUCCUGGUGGAAGGCACCAAGUUCGACGUGCGCCAGUGGUUUCUGGUGACGGACUGGAACCCUCUCACUGUGUGGUUUUAUAGAAAGUGCUACCUGCGCUUUUCUACGCAGCCUUACUCAGUGGACACCAUGGACAACUCUGUGCACUUGUGCAACAAUUCCAUCCAGAAGCAUCUGAGGCCUUCUCAUCGACGCCAUCCUAUCAUCCCGGAAGACAACAUGUGGUCAGACGACCAGUUCACGACCUUUCUGUCUAGUCGGGGCCGCCAGACCCAGUGGGAGAGGGAGGUGGUGCCCGGGAUGAAGAAGGCUGUGGUUCAUGCAUUGCAAACGGCACAAGACCUUGUCGACUCCCGCAAGAACACGUUUGAGCUCUACGGUGCUGACUUCAUGUUAGGCCGUGACCUCCAACCAUGGCUGAUUGAAAUCAAUGCCAGUCCCACCAUGGCUCCUUCCACUCACAUCACAGCCCGCCUGUGUUCAGCUGUGCAGGAGGACACGCUGCGUGUGGUUCUGGACAGGAGAGCAGACAGAUCAGCCAACACGGGAGACUUCCAGCUCAUAUAUCACCAGGCAGCAGUAGAUGUUCCACAGUAUGUGGGAGUCAACCUCCUCGUCGAGGGCUUCAGACUCAAAGGCUCAUGUUUGCUUCCGCCGCUCAGGCCUCUCAACCGCUUCGACCCGAAGCAUCGUGGCAAAGUCACGGUCAAGAAGGCGAUGUCUACAGAAAAAUCGAAGACUUUCCCCAAGGUGGUGGAAAACACGACAGGCAGAGUUCCUCGUCUUCCUCCUGCUCUUCGUCCUUCCCCGCUCCCAGUGCCUGUUCCUGUUGGAACCUUGACUCUGCAUCUACCAAAGACCGGUCACAGGUCCGUGCAUGUACCUCUGAAUGCUUGCUCACACUCUGUCUUUCUUUGGAGACGGGGCGUGGAAGUUAAACCUCUUCAAUGACCUGGACGUGGGAAAUCUCGUUUUCCGUCGGCCAGUUUUAGGCUAAAAACAGGGUUCGUACUUUGACCAAAUGAGCGGCGAUUAAAAUGAAAGAUACAAGAUAGAUUGGAGACUAUAAAGAGCGAAACUUUGAUUCGAUGGCUCGCCACAACAUUUUUGACACCACAAAACUUGAAUAAUUGGGCUACACAAAUUCAGAUCAUAAUUAUAAUUGGUGCAAAUGAUGAUGAUGACUUAUGGAACUCAAACCCGGGUUGGUAUUUUUUGAUUUAUAUAUAUAUAUAUAUAAAUAUAUCAUGUUUUGGACACUCGGGUGAAGAGAGGGGCGGAGCUUUCUACCGAUCACCACCUGGUGGUGAGUUGGCUGCGAUGGUGGGGGAGGAUGCCGGACAGACCUGGCAGGCCCAAACGCAUUGUGAGGGUUUGCUGGGAACGUCUGGCAGAGUCUCCUGUCAGAGAGAGUUUCAAUUCCCACCUCCGGAAGAACUUUGAACAUGGCACGAGGGAGGUACUGGACAUUGAGUCCGAAUGGACCAUGUUCCG
This is a messenger RNA of Nerophis lumbriciformis (worm pipefish), 2866 nucleotides long. RefSeq names its product tubulin monoglycylase TTLL3-like. Lineage: Eukaryota; Metazoa; Chordata; Actinopteri; Syngnathiformes; Syngnathidae. Gene Ontology annotation, molecular function: protein-glycine ligase activity, initiating. The record is from RefSeq and is a predicted model, not a curated record. Gene Ontology annotation, biological process: protein polyglycylation; cilium movement; cilium assembly. Gene Ontology annotation, cellular component: axoneme; microtubule cytoskeleton.